Molecule: messenger RNA, 1110 nt
Organism: Rubroshorea leprosula
Lineage: Eukaryota; Viridiplantae; Streptophyta; Magnoliopsida; Malvales; Dipterocarpaceae
Source: the annotation of a GenBank genome assembly
GAAAAAUACAUCGUUUCUGCUAAUACUAAGAUAGGAGUAGUAUAUUAAACUCUUAUUCCUCAAUACAAUGCAGUAACGCACAUAUCCCAUUGAGUCAGACCUCCGAGUUCUCACCGUGUCAUUACCUUACCUUUCCGACCCCCUAUAAAUAUCUUCCCUUGAACGCCUCCCUGCCGUAACCUCCAGUUUUCCCUCACUCAAAUCCAAAACAGUUUCUUUCUGAAACCACUUUUUUUUUUUCCCUCUAUAAGAAACAGAGGCUUAUUCUGGGAUUUGAAGGAAGAAGGAAAAACAGCCAAAAGCAAAAUGAAAGCGAGUUUGGUUGUUGAUGAUGGUUUCAUCUACGAAGAAGAGAAGCUUCUCACUGUUCUCAAAACCUCCCUGUUUUUCGCCAACGAUGGCUUCACCGUUUACGACUGCAACGGGCAAUUAGUCUUCCGAGUCGACUCCUACGGGCCUGACACCCGUGAUAGGGGUGAAGUCGUCCUCAUGGACGCUCAGGGCAGGUGUCUGCUCACUGUGAGAAGAAAGAGGCCGAGUUUGCAUCACCGGUGGGAAGGGUACAUGGGUGACGGGUCGGACGCAAAAAAGCCGGUGUUCAGCGUCCGGAGAUCGUCGAUUAUCGGGCGGUGCAGCGUGGCGGUUGAGGUGUACGGGAACCCAGGGGAGGAGUACCAGAUCGAAGGCAACUUCGGACAGCGAAGCUGCUCGAUCUUCGAUGCGGAGAAGAAAGUGGUGGCGGAGAUCCGACGCAAAGUGGAUUCCUCCACUAAUGUGGUGCUUGGCAAGGACGUAUUCUCUCUGUGCCUCAAACCCGGAUUCGAUGGAGCGUUCGCCAUGGGAUUGGUUCUGAUUCUUGACCAGACCAGCGGUGAUGAUUACGUGGAGAAUGAUGGCACCGACGUGCAACCCACUGCAGCGGAUUGAUCGCUGCCCUUAGCUCUAGAAUUUUGUUUUCUUCUUGUAAUUCCACUGAAUUAUGGGGAGAAAUAUGUGUAAAAUCCUUUUGUAUAUUUUAGUGGUAACUGAGUAAUAAGAUUUGCUUGCUUUUGAGGUUCUUCAGAAUUGGUCAAUGGUAUUUUUUUUUUUAAAUAACUCGUAUUUUAUUUU